Plasmodium adleri (nom. inval.) is the source of this 3318-nucleotide messenger RNA. Its product is annotated as EMP1-trafficking protein. The transcript is spliced from 2 exons. The coding region runs from base 1 to 3318 and encodes 1105 amino acids. Lineage: Eukaryota; Apicomplexa; Aconoidasida; Haemosporida; Plasmodiidae. The record is from RefSeq and is a predicted model, not a curated record.
AUGUUAUAUAAUAGAUCAAGUAUCAUAAAACGUAAUGAGAAUAAUAAAUAUAUGUCCAAACGUUAUUAUGCAAUUAUGUAUCAUAAAAUGAUAUCUGGGGAAUAUAAUAUAAAAAAAAAUAGAAUGUUUUGUUACAUUCUUGUAAAAAUAUUAUUUAUUAGUUUUUUCAUAUGUAUAUUGAACAUAUCGAGCCAUGAUACGUACUGUAAGGAGGGCAAUAAGAAAGAUAAUAUAAAAGGGUUAUUUAGUAUAAGAUCAAUCAGAUUAUUAUCUGAACGUAAACAAAGAAAUUAUGGUAGACCUCAACCUACUGUAUAUGUUAAUAAUGGUGAGGAAGAAUAUUAUGAAGAAGAAUAUUCAGAGGAGGAUACUUCGACAGAUGAAUAUGCUGAAGGGGAAUAUUAUGAUGAUGAAGUAAAUGAAGAAGGAAAUUAUUAUGAAGAAUAUUAUGAGGAAGAAGGUGAAAAUUAUAAUAACGUUUUAGAAAAAUAUAAUGGUUAUACAUCAAAAAGUGGAGGUGUGUCAUCAAUGUUAAAAUCUGUUAUAAGUGGUUUUACUGAAACAUGUAACGAUGUAAAAGAAGCAGUGAAACCUAAUAUAAAUACUUUAAAAGAUACCCUAUCAAGUGGUAUAACAAAUAUUGAUAAACAUGUUGUGGGUAAUGUUUCUAAUAUAAUAAAUAAAAUAACAAAAGAUUAUGAGGAAGAUAGUGAAGAAUAUGAUCCUUAUGAUGAAUAUAAUGAAUAUGAUCUAUAUGAUGAAAAUUUGAAUGAACAAAUGUCUGAUGAAAUGGAAUAUGAAGAGAACCAUAAUUUUCCUCCUAGUCGUCCUGAUCUUAUGAAAAGGGCAUCAAAUAACAUGCAAAAAGUUCCAAGUAACAUAAAUGUUAAUACUGUAAAUAAAGAAAAUAAGUUUUCAAAUACUGGAAAUAAAUUUGUAGGAGAAUUUAAAAGUAAUGCUGAUGGUGGUAUGAAUAACAAGGUAAAUAAUACAAAUAAUCCAUCAAAUGGCAUUAAAAGUAAUGCUGAUGGUGGUGUGAAUAACAAGGUAAAUAAUACAAAUAAUCCAUCAAAUGACAUUAAAAGUAAUGCUGAUGUUGGUAUGAAUAACAAGAAAUCUACGACCAAAACUUUUGUGAAUGAAUUUAAAAAUAACGAUGAAGGAGGUAUGAAUAGCAAGACAUCUACGACCAAAACUUUUGUGAGUGAAUUUAAAAAUAAUGAUGAUGGAGGUAUGAAUAACAAGAAAUCUACGACCAAAAAUUUUGUGAGUGAAUUUAAAAAUAACGAUGAUGGAGGUAUGAAUAACAAGAAAUCUACGACCAAAACUUUUGUGAAUGAAUUUAAAAAUAACGAUGAUGGAGGUAUGAAUAACAAGAAAUCUACGACCAAAAAUUUUGUGAGUGAAUUUAAAAAUAACGAUGAUGGAGGUAUUAAGAAAGAAACAUCUACGACCAAAACUUUUGUGAGUGAAUUUAAAAAUAAUGACGAUGGAGGUAUUAAGAAAGAAACAUCUACGACCAAAACAUUUGUGAGUGAAUUUAAAAAGAAUGCUGAUGGAGGUAUUAAGAAAGAAACAUCCACAACCAAAACUUUUGUGAGUGAAUUUAAAAAUAAUGACAAUGGAGGUAUGAAGAAAGAAACAUCUACGACCAAAACAUUUGUGAGUGAAUUUAAAAAUAAUGAUGAUGGAGGUAUGAAGAAAGAAACAUCUACGACCAAAACCUUUGUGAGUGAAUUUAAAAAUAAUUCCGAUGGAGGUAUUAAUAAAGAAACAUCUACGACUAAAAAUUUUGUGAGUGAAUUUAAAAAUAAUUCCGAUGGAGGUCUUAAUAAAGAAGCAUCUACCACAAAACAUUUUUUAGGUGAAUUCAAAAAUAAUUCCGAUGGAGAUCUCAAUAAAGAAAUAUCGACACCAAAAAAUUUUGUGAGUGAAUUUAAAAAUAAUGCUGAUGGGGACCUCAAUAAAGAAAUAUCUACACCAAAAAAUUUUGUGAGUGAAUUCGAAAGGAAUACAGAUUCUUUUAUGAAUAAAGAUCCAUUUGCUCACAGAAAUUUUGUAAGUGAAUUCGAAAGUAAUACAGAUUCUUUUAUGAAUAAAGAUCCAUAUACUCGUAAAAAUUUUGUGAGUGAAUUCGAAAGUAAUACCUACUCUUUUAUUAAUAAAGAUCCAUAUGAUCAUAGAAAAUUUGUAAGUGAGUUUAAAAACAAUUCUGAUGAUGGCAUAAAUAAAGGUUUGGAUACAAAAGUAAGUAUAGUAAAUGAAAAUAAACAUAAUAAUAUGGAUAAUAAAAAUAUGGAAGCAGGUAGUACAAAAAAUGUAUUAAGUGAAGGUAAAUAUAAUGAUAAUGGAAUGAAUAAAAAACCUAGUACUAAUACAAAUAUUAAUAAUGAAAAUAAUAAUAAUACUCAUAAUGAGAGUAUAGGUUUAUCAAAUACUAAAAAUCAUACAGAGCAAAAUGUAAAGACACAUUCAUCAAAUCAUACUGAGAAUGAAACUAAUAAUAAAAUGCAUAAUACUAAUGAAAGAGAAUUUCCCAAAACAGAUAGAAUAAAUCACAAUAACCGUAAAGGAAGUGUUAGUGAAAUUAAUGAAAAUAUAGAUGAAACAAAAAAACAUAUUCCAUCUAAUAAAAAUUAUACAAAUCAUACUCAUGAAGAAAAUAAAGUAGAAAAAAAAAUGAGCGAUCAGGAUGAAAUGAAGGGACCAAAAGAUGUCUCUAAAAAUGUAGAAUCAAUUUCAUCACAAGGAAUGAGAAAACAUAUUCCUUAUAAUACUGUAAAAAAUAAACAUUCAGGAUUAAAUAUACCAAAAAAUAUUCCAGUAAAUAAUGGAAGAUUGAAAAAAGGAUGUACUGUACAUGAAAUAGAUUUUAUGGGUAAUAGUUCUAGAAGUACUACGAAAGAUACAAGAGAAAAUGUUAAAAUUAAAGAGAAAUGCAAUUCUGGAACUACUACAGGAAAAGAAAAAAAUAACAAAAAAAAUGAAAUAGAGAAAUUAAAAUCUGACUUUAUAAAUUCUAAAAAUAUUUCACCUAAAAAAGAAAAACAUAUAGGAGAUAAAUUAAAACCUAAUGUUGGAACUUCUAAAAAUAAUGAAACAAAAAAAGAAAAAAAUGUUCCUGAUAAAGUAAAAAUUGAAAAAAAUUCUAGUAAAGGUAGUGAAUUAAAAAAUACGAAUACUAAGGAAAAGGAUGUGAAAGGUAAAAUUGUUGAUAGUAAAGAAAAAACGACCGAAAAAAAGGAAAAUAAUCAUAAGGUAGUAAAUUUUCAACCAAGUAACAUAAACAGAAAUUUGCUCAGAAAAAUAUUACGAUAA